GCCGUUUAAGCCGCUUUACAGCGCCUUCACACAAGUGAUAUCGAUAUCGAUGCCGAUACACGUUUGUUUAUUCCGCACGUGCCGCAGUGAAGUAAACUUGGAUUUGGAGUUGCAUUUGAUCCGCAUUUCACUGGACGAGGCAAAAUGGACACAGGCGAGGCGCUGAAGUCCUGGUUGACGGAAGAGAACAAGCCGUUCGCGGCACGUGUUGAGUUCGCCCUCAAGGUAUGGCAAUCCGUGGAGUUCCCCUAUCCCAACAAGUACGAGGUCGUCGCCGACUGGCUGUCGCAGUCAUUGGGUGGCUGCAAAGACUUGCCCACCCAGCAGCUGAAGGAUUUCCUGAGCCUGAGGGCGCAGCCUGGCUGGGUUACUCAGACGACGAAGUCGCAGCUGAUCCACGCUCUGUACGAGAUGGUCUCCCGUGAGGAGAACGCAAAUGAGUCGGCACUGGAGCUCCUGCCCCUGGCUCUCAGCUCUGAGCUGCUCCAGGAUGCUCUGCGGUCCAGCAACAAGCUUCUAUUCGAGUGCUAUGGCAGCCUGUUUAGGUGCCAUCAAAAGUGCAUCGAACUACGCGGGGAUAACAAGGAUGGGAGUGAGAGCCAGGACCACUGGGAUGCGGAGUUUGUAGUUCCGGUGAUCAAGCAGCUGGCGGAGAUUGUUCGCCGCUCUCAGCAGCCUGAGAAGCUUUUGGAAGAGUACGAUGCGCAGACUGUUCGUCCUCUUGUGGAGCUGCUUCUGACCCUGAAAACUCCAUGCCUCGACGAACUGGCCGCGCUGGAGAAGCAAAUCAAUGCUCAGUUUACCAUCGAACGUACCAAGGACCUUCCGCUACAUGUCAGCCUGAUCCUUUUGGAGGCCAGGGUCAUAAACAAUCGCUUCCAAGCAAAAAACCUCAGUUCCACCAUACAGUGUGUAUUCAACACAGAGAAAUUAUCGCAGUCAUCGCUUCAAUUGGCCGCCCAUCUCCUUGUGUCACUUCGUAAAUACGAUGUGUCCCUGGAGUUCAAAAUGCCUAAAAAGAAAUAUGAAGGGAUCACCGGCUUUGCGUUUGUUUCUGAUCAGCUGCUGCAGUUGGUGCGCCAGUACAAGAAGUCAAAUCUGGGAGAGGUUUUAAUACUUCUCUGCUCUGCGCUGCGUUAUAAUCCGCUGCUGCUGGAGCAGAAUGUUUACCAGAUAACCGUUUGGGUGCUCACGUCCCCCAAGGAGAAUGCCCAGGUGGAGGAGCUGUAUUCGGAGUACCUCAUCCUACUGCUGGACAUGUUUCGUCGCCUGAGUCGUGCAGAGCGGUUCAUCAUGAAUCUGCUCAAGGCCCUCAGAGAAUGGCUGGGAAAGUACACUCUGGACGUUCCCCAUAGCGAAGCCAAAAAGCGACGCACCCAGGACUCCAAAACGAUUGAAGACGAAAGCCAUCAGUUGGAGGAUCGCUUUUUGGGCAUCAUUUUCAGUAGGACCCCUUUAGCUGCGGCUCCUUCGGCCAACGACGCUUUCAAGCAGCUCUGCCAAACCUGGCCAAGUCACUCGGCCGGCGUGGCCUUCACUCGCCUAAUGAGCCACCUGAUGAGCAAGCCCUCUCUGGUGAUUUGGAAGACCCUGUUGCAUUCCUUCGCCGAACUGCUUGACGAGGAUCAGCCGAAGGAAGUGCUGCCCGAGAACCUGGACUUCGCACGUGAACUGCAUGCUGCGCUCCUUUGCCAGUACCUAAGCGGCACUCGGCUGGCUGAGCAAGUGCAGCUCUAUCAGCUGCAAGUGGAGCAACAACUGCAGCACACUUCCCAGGUGCUGGAGCAGUUUGGACGGCUGCUACUGAGCCAGGAGCACAAUCGCCGGCUGAUGAACGCCUUUCUGGAGUGCACAGAGCGAGCCAGUGGCUUCGAGCUGCUCCUGGCCUACUACUGGCCAGAUGGUUUCCCCGCCAGCGAACGGCCACUGCAGCUGAGGGGGUUCCUGCCCACCGCCGAGUGGACAUUGAUCCAGCAACGGGUGUACAACUUCGGCAAGAGCUGCUGCCGGCAGAGAUUGCAGCGCUUGGAGCUGCAGCUUGUGGAGAGCGGUUGGCUGCUGAAGGAUCAGCGGACGGCCAAUUGCUCAGAUGCCCUGGCUGAGUUGGUGGCGCCGCAGCAACUCUUUCGGCUGUCCAGAGCGCAGAAGCAGCUCCGUUUGCAUCAAAGGAAACACAAUCAACACCUGGAACCGCAUCUAAACGAUGCGGAGAGCAUUGAGGUGCUAGCACUGCAGCUGCUUAAGGAGUAUGGCGCAGCGGCCAAAGAUGCCAAGGCCAAGGGAUCCCUGCUGGUCAAACUGAAACUGGAGGAGCAGGUGGAGGAGAGCUCGCUGAUACUCUUCCUGAGGGAACACGCAUCGACUGAAACCGACUUGCACAUGCCCGCGGCCCAGGAGCUGGUCGAGACUCUGCAGGGCCUUCCAUUGGCUCAGCUGCCCGGCAACAUUCGAUCGCGUCUUUGGCUGGUGAUCUUCGUUCUGUACAGGGAUCUCAGUCUUGGCCAGCAGGAGGAGAGUGCCAAGCAGAUACUGGAGCUACUAAUAGAUCUUAUGCACUUUGGUCAUCCGCUGCCCAUAUGCAGCUACUUCCCGCGGCUAAGCGAACUGCUCCUCCUAAUCCCAAGCAGCUCGACGGCGGGCUGGAGCUUCUACGAAACACUUUUUGCCCGCUGCAUUCGCCGCCAGGGUGCUGGUAGUGAGGCAUUUCUGGCAAGUUGCACGGGCUUCUUUAGAGAUCAACUGGCUGCGUCAAACAAGUUGCCAGCGGAGGAGCGUCGUCUUCUGCUGCUGGCCAUCGAAACACUUAGCAGUGUAACUGGAGCGCAGGGCAGGCGAUUGCAGAGCCAACUGCAGCCGCUUAUUGAGAUCUAUGGCGAGAUGGUGACGCACAAGUUUCGCUCCAAGAAAAAGGAGGCAUCUGCCUACAAGGAGUUCGUGGACUGCACUCUGUCGGGUUAUGCCACUUACGUGAGCAACUGCAUCAACCGCGUGGCCAGGCAGGAGCGGGAGAAAGAACAGCAGGAGAAGAAGGCCGGCGAGCAAGAGGGUCUGGAGAAAACGAAGGCCGAGAAGAAAAUGGACAAGAAGAAGAAAGCGAAGCUUCAGGAGGAGGAGGAAAACGGAACGCGGAAGGAGCUGCAACCCAUAGACGAAAACUUCCGACGCAUCUGUAAGAUAUACAUUGGUCACUCGUUGAACUAUCGGGAUGCCAAUGCCAUACGCUUGCUGAAUGUGGCGCUCACCCAUCGCCAGCGCUUGCAUUUGGAUCCGGAUGAGAUUGAGUUCGUGCUGAGCAGCUAUUGGCGGCAGUUGAAUGCGGACAUUGAGAUGGGCGACAUUUUCUCCACCUCAGCACUGGAUUGCCUGGAGCCGGCCAUCAAGCUGAUCAUUGGCUACAAGACUAACGAGGACUUCCUACUGCUCCUGCGCCGUCUUUCCGCACAAGUGGAGCAAAUGGCACGCCCUGCGUCGCAGAGCCAGCAUGCCGCGCUCCAGAAUGUGCUAACCCUUUUGGCACUCUUUGCCAAGUGCUCGUUGAGCAGCGUGAAGGGAGCGAUGCUUAAUGAGCAUUUCGAGAUGAUCAGUGUGAGUGUUUCGCUGCGCCUCCCGGAACCCAAAGACGCGGCAUACUGCGGUCAUGCCCUCCGACUCCUGGAAGCUCAGCGUAACCUGGCCGGGAAUCGUACAGUGCCUCUCACAGGGGAGACCCUGGACUGCCUUCUGGGCAGCAUGUUGGAUGUGGACAUCAAGCACUUGAUCAGAAACGGCGGCAGUUGGCAGCACUUUGUGGAUCUGUAUGCUGCACUCACGGACAACCUGGUUGUGCUGCUGAAACAACACACCAACCUGAUGUCAGACCGAGCGGCGCAGCUCAGUGCCCUGUGCCAGGAUCUGAUCCAAGCCAUCGUUGGCUAUCGGUCGGAAAGAAAGCAGACACAGGACAUCAGUGAAACGGAGCUGGAUGGCUUGGCCGACUUGGGUCUGAAGCUGGCCACUGUGAUGGCCACAGUGAGCACCACGCAGGCGCUGGCCGUGAAGAGAGUGGCGCCCUUCCUGCUGAUCUUCACCAUUCGCCAAAUGGUGGCCACCGAAAGGCCCACGACGCUGUUCGAAAAGAUCAAGGUCCACAUAGUGCGCGUCUGCCACGAGCUGAUCGGGAUGUGCGAUCACCGUGCCGGCCACUUCAUCCUACGCUCCAGCAACGAGGCCGGCGCCAGGAUGUACGAGGGAUUGGUGAAGGAUCACGAGAAGUACCACAAGUUCAGGGGCAAGGUGUAGGGACAAGGAGCGGAGACGGAGAUGGAGAUGGAGAAUACACCUGUUAUAUGUUCUCUUUUAUAUUUAUGUUAGAUUCCAACGCUUCCAUAAAAUAUAAAAAUGAGUGCCCUAUGUGCCUUGAGUCGUGCUGAA
Messenger RNA from Drosophila yakuba, 4410 nucleotides. RefSeq lists its product as uncharacterized. Bases 145 to 4278 code for a protein of 1377 amino acids. The record is from RefSeq and is a predicted model, not a curated record. NCBI's taxonomy places the organism in Eukaryota, Metazoa, Arthropoda, Insecta, Diptera, Drosophilidae. The transcript has 6 exons.